UUUGAGGCAGUUCUUUGUGUUGACACAGCCAUAAUUGUAAAAGCCUGAUUGAGCCCCAUUAAACCAGUAUCAUUUCGUAGGUAGCAAUAAUAUAAAAAUAAAAUUUUCAUAGAUUAUGUGGAACCUUUGAGGUCAGUAACAGGCAAUUCUGAUCACCUGAUUGUACUACUUAUGGAAAUGAUGCUUUGCAUCUAAUUAAAAAUACUCUUUCCAAGUCUGAUGCAUUCACCCGUUUCUUUUGGUGCAGGGAGAACAGGAAAUAGCAUUUGCAGGAGAAGGUAAAAGAAAGGCCCCAAAAUUGUAUUUAUGUACCCCUUAGGCAGUAUCUUCUUACUGAAGAAAGUUUGAAUUGUUAAAUUUGAGAUUUGUCCAAUUCAGAUUUAAGCAGCAAUAGUAAGAUAUCUCCAUUCCACUGGCUAAGUUUCUCAAAAAAAAUAUGGAAGAUAAAUAUUAUUUCUUCUGCUUGUGUUCUGGCAGUGAAGUGCAAGUUAAGCUAGUAGGUGGCUUUCCCACACACAGAGGAUUAAAAAUAAUAUUAAAAAGUCCAGAAUUCUGCCAGAAGAUAACUUAUACAACCUCAGAAAAAUACUUCAUACUUCCAAAGUGCAACUUGAAAAUAAUAUAUUAGUAUGUUUUUUCUUUUUAUGUUAAGAAAAGAGAAGACCAAUCUUACUGAAGAUAGACAAUAUUCUGUUUCUGCGUUGUUUGCUGCUACACUUACGGUGUGUACUCAGAAUCAUAGAAUCAUUUAUGCUGGAAAAGACCUUUAAGGUCAUCAGCUCCAAAUAUUAACCCAGCGCAGCCCAAAUCCACCACGAAGCCAUGUCCCUAAGUCCCACAUCUGCAUGGCUUAAUACCUCCAGGGAUGGUGACUCAGCCUUUUCCAGUGCUUGACAACCCUUUCAGUGCAGAAAGUUUUCAUAUUGCCCAAUCUAAACGUACCCUGGUUCACCUUCAGGUUGUUUCCCCUUGUCCUGACACUUCUGACUUGGGAGAAGAGACCGACCUUCACCUGCCUACAACCUCAUCUCAGGCAGUUGCAGAGGGCUAUGAGGUCCCUCCUCUGCCCCAGACUAAACAAUCCCAGCUCCCUCAGUCUCCCCCCGUGCUCCGGACUGUUCACCAGCUCUUUGCCCUUUGUUGUGGAAAUAUUACUACCUACUAGCAUUUUCUUCCCUGGAAGUCGCUGGUAUUUCUUUGGUUGUAGGUAACUUGUGAACAAUAUGGAAGAAACAGUUUGUAAGAUCUGGAGAAUGUGCUCAUACCUGGAGAUUCUGAAGGAAAUACUGAUGGAAGUGCAGUUUUCUGAAAUACCUGAUUUACAAACUGCCUUAUUUGCAAGGCAACACCUACGAGGAAGGCUGCUGGCUCCUGCAGCCUUUCCAGGGCUAACCAAUCACUUGCCUAUAGGAGUUGGGGUGUCGUGUCUUGCCCUGGUACCAGUUUCACUUAAUCUGGCAUAAAGAGCAGGAAUGUAUGAAAUACCUCAAGCCUCUUUCCUAAACACGUUUCCUAUCGCUUUCCAGCCUUAAAAGCUUCCACGAAAGUUCAUAGAUGACUGAUUUUUUUUUCCCCUGGGAAAAUAGUCACGAUAUAUGCAAAUUUUUCUUUUCAGUCUUUGACUACGUGCUAUUUUCUUGCUGGUGACCCUCUCCAUUUUUCUCAAGUUUUUGGCUUUGUCCACAUUAUUAUUCAUUAGUCCCUAUCUGUUCUUAAUUAUGAAGUACAAAGCUUCUUGUCACUCUUUAAAGUUAUUUUUUAAACUGAAUUAUCCCACAACCCUCAUCCUUUUCUUGCAAAUAUAAAAAAUUUUGAUGAGAAAAUUAUCCCUUCUUGAUCCUUCAAAGAGAAAUCUUUAUAGCUGAGGUAUUUCACACUCUUAAUCACACUCUGAAGAAAUAAAAGGUAACUAAUUUGACUGGAGCUUGCUUUAUUACAAACCACAGUCAUCACACUGGCAAAGACGAGGAAAAUCUGUAGAUUUUUGCGUGGCACCGUGAGGGCCUAAUUUAGGUGAUGGAAACUUCAUGAAAAUCUCUUUGUGCUGUUAAAAGAGAGCACAAAGUAUUAAGAGCAGACGUGAACUAUUACAAUUGCUCAGUAUAACUUAAUAGAUGGAAACUUGGUAAGCUGCUGUAAUUUGGUUGCUCUGAAGUUCCGUGGUCAUACCACAAAUUUCUUCAUGCUUCAUACCAUGGAUUUCUUCAUGCCCCCACGUACAGCACAGCCUGCUGCAGCCUGCCUGAGAACUGGGACAAGUGUGCUAGCUAGGAGCUGGAUCCACUAUAAUAAGAUUAUCCCAGAGCUACACAGACCUCAGCAAGCAGCUAUUUUAAGCAGGGAAUAACAGAGAACAAGAGCAAACAGCCGCAAAAUAUGUCCAGCUGUCUCCAUUUCUGGAAUUCCAGGGUGGACAGUGUUGCUAUGGUGUGCUUGCUGUCAGCCUCAGGUAGGACACAUCCCUUUCUUCUCCCUUCACCCUCUACUUUCUCUUCUUUUUGACAACUUUAAUAGUUUAAUGAAUACUUCAGAGUAUAACUAUGAGCUUUAAUCCUAAACUUGGCUUGGAAAAAACAAACCAAAAGCCUAAUGGCAAGAGGCAGUGAGUUAUUUCCAACAUAAUUGUUUCCACAGGAUACCACCUGGUAUGUAUUUGCUCCACUUUAAUAGUCUCCAGUGGUUUAAUGUGAUAUAUUCAAAUCAAACCACUAAGCCAAAGUGCAUACAAGACUUAAAAAAAAAUAUAUUCAGAAUAAUGCACAGCACUUUUUCUAUCUUUCAACAACUACUUGGAUUUCUUAUUCAAGUGCUACCAACUCACCACUGGAUACGUGCUAGUGCACUGCUCUUGGAGCGGACUCUCCUGGCUCUCUCAAGCACUUCAUCAGCUGCAUGUAGAGGAGAUGAAACCUCUACCCAUUUCUUCUAUCCUUGGGCAUGACUCUAAACAUUGUCAAAGAUAGGUUGAGAGGAUUUGAGAAGAGAGUCUACAGUUUUCUAUUCUUCAUGUUGAUAGUUGAGGGUGGUUUUGUUCUGUGAAUGAGUGCCUUAUGCCUUAUGUAUAGCCCCUUUAUGUUGGAGUGCCUUCUGCAUCAACCCUAAAGCCAGAAUCAGAAGGUAUAAACAUGUCUACUUCCAGAUGCAAAAAGAUCUACUUCAAAAACUUUCACAAAUGGUCCUGCAAGGAAAAUUAAGUUAUUACUGCCUCUUUCUUUAUAGAAUAAAUGUGGUUAACAUCUUAAAAGAGUUUUCCAUUAAAGUGAUGUUUUAUUACAAGCCAAGAACUAGGACAUAAUCUUUAAUUCUGUCUAACCAACACUUUCAGAUGGAGUACUUUCCUCUGCUAUACUGGUGUACUGUUAUUUAUUUUUCUGUGAUGGGAUUUUAUGAUCAUACAUAUUAUAAAUCUUUCCCGAGGAAGAUUUCAGUGACUUACAGGUGUUUAUCUGGUCAAACUACUCAUCAGCAGUCAACGAUACAGAGUGAUAAUUUUGAAAAGCAAUAACAAGUAAGUUAAGCACUUUUUAAAUGUAUCGAGAAAGAAGAUAAAAAUAUCAUUAAUUAUUUUAAGGAUUUUAACUAAAAAUCAGUGAGAAGGCCUGGAAUAAACUUCUACUUUCAAUAUCUCAGAUGUAGAGAAAUUAAAAGUCAUUGUUAUAAAAUCCUAAAUUCUCUAGACUUGGAUUUAUUUUAUGUACUGUUAAUUGGAUGUCAGAGUUGGCCCCUACUGAAUAUUCUUGCAAAGGAUUUCAAAAUAACUGAAGUAAGUUGUCACAAAACCUUAGGGAAGUAACAUUAUUGUGUAGCUCUUUCCACUUCCCUUACUCUCCUUUUCACCUUCCUUCUGGAUCAGUGUAUGUAAGAGAAAGAUACAGUAAAGAAAGAGCUUUUAGUAAAAUCAAAAUAUGUAGAACUUUAUAUCCUUCUCCUAUAACCUUCAUAUUGACUCGAAAGGGACGGAACAGACUCUUCACAUCACAGUGCACUGGUUUGGAGUUUUAGUGAGCAUCACAAGAGGUCACUUCUAUGAAUAGCAUCAAUAGGGGACAUCAAAAGCCACAAGAAGAUAAAAAUGAAUUUGAUGAAAAGAUUUUAAAAUUACGGAGGUUAUUUUGAUUUAAUGACAAUUUGACCAGACACAUUGAUCACGGUUGUUUGCUUUAUAAUCAUGAUCAUCAGGGAUACUUUAGCACUGACACCAGUAGCAAUUAUUGUUCCUGUCUUCCCAUUUGGACAGCCAGAUCCUUUUAAAACGUAUCUUCCUUAGUUGAUUUUUUUAAGCAUUGUAAUAGUCUUGACUUGUAUAAUAAAAGUGCAAUAAGGAAGGAGCAGAAGAGGGUACAGAGGUUUCCCCAUGUGUCUGUCUGUCUGAACCACCAGGGGGGACUAAUUCCUCAUCUAUAUCUUUACUGCAGCAAGUAUCUGAAAAAAACAGCUUGAUCCAGGUCUAGAAAGUCACUGAGUUCAGCAGAGAGGUUGUCUUCGUUUACAUUAAGAGAGCUUUUAUCUAUAAUCUUGUAAAUUUGCAUUGCUCUUUCUGGUCUGUGCAGCAACUCCAGCACAAGGCUGGCCACAGAGGGACACACGUUCAGCUGCAUGAUCGAGUCUAUCGGUAGGGUACAGUCAGUGCCAUCUCAUGCCUUCUUCAGACUGGCCUGUGACUUGUGCUGUCUCAUGGACUGACAGAAGUCUCAGCAGAGAGCCUGGCUUGGCUUCUUACUGCUUAAACUCACUCCAUACCAGUGACCACGGCUUGGUGAUUGAAAGGAAUAUUUUUUUGACUGUAUGUACACAAGGCAUCUCUUCUUUAGUGGCUGCCUAAUCACUCCUUUGUGGCUGUCUCACUACUCCAUUUCUUCUUUCCAGCUUUUACAGCCUUCCUGAUUUAUUUCAAUUUCACUGCAUAUCUUACUAUUUUUAAGCAAGAUUUGGCCAUCUUGAAACAAAAUUGUGUUAUUGCUAUGAUCAUAGAGGGUUUAUAUGCCUUAUAGUAUCCUGUUAAGCAACAGCAAAAAUCCACGUGUGACGUAUGUACUCUGGAGAUCUGUUAGGAAAGUUGUAUAAUUCUGAAUUUCUACUUAAAAGCCAAAUGCUAGAAGUUUGGAAAUACUGAGGAGAAUUCUCCAGCAACAUUAAAUUUUCAAUUUUUUAGUUUGUGAAUUAUUACAUGUAUUAACUCAUUAGUUGGUACUUUCAGGCACUUGUAAUUGAAUUCUCACCUUCUUUAACUAGUAUGGGAACUCCCCCCAUCUUCUGGGCACAAUCAGUCGUGGUUUUGAACAUGUCAUUAUUCCAAAAUUAUCUUUUGUGUUCCAUGCUCAGACUUCUGAAAACCAAUUUCUUAAUAAUUUGCUAGUUUAUACUAUGUAAAAUAUUACUCUUGUAUACACAGAAUUUGUAAGAAUAAAAGCUUUUAAUCACUGUGAAGGGAAGUGGGAAGAGUCAGAACAAUUGAUUAAGUUAUAUUUGUUGUAAUUUUUAUUGAGUUUCCUGCUUAACACAAACGUAAAUACCUGUCUAUUUUAUAUACUGCUUCUUUAAAAAAAAAAAAAACAAAAAACAAACCACAACCAACAAUUCCUGAUCUAAGAGGAGCCUGUAGAUGUACAUAAAAAUCAAGAAGGUAACUUGUGAAAAAUAAUUUGAUUAAUUUCUGUAAGUAAUUCUCCCAUAAAUUCAGUAGGCUUCCAUAUUUUAUUCUAGUGAGAAAUUAAAUUUAAUUGUGUUUCCUGUCAAUUACAUGGUGAUUGUGCUCUCUUGAUGAGUUAUUAGCUAAUGAGUUAAUAGCUUUUAUUUGAUCUGUUUCUGUAGCUGGUUGUGUCAGGUUUGUGCAGUAAGUGCUGACCAUUUUGGUCCAUGUAAUUGAUAUAACAGAUACAGGCAAAUAUGUCAUUCUUUGUGUAAUGCACUAACAGACAUAAAUAAGGGAAUGUAUCUAAAGUGCUUUAAGAGUUUUGUUUUGGUGUCUCAAACUUGGGUAUCAAAAUCUGCAACCUGGAAUGUUUUCAGCAUCCCAGGAUAAAAUCGGGUGUAAUCUAUCUUCAGUUGUGACAGGUAGAUUCUGUGUUCUUACUGUAACAUCCCAAUCAAAAUUUGACUGCUUUUGUUAAUAACUGACUAAUGGUUGGGGUCCACCUCAACCCAGCCUUUGCAUGGCUCUGUGUUCUUGGGCAAACCAUGCAGUGCUGCUUCUCCAACAGAGACUGUGGGGAAGUGUGGGAGAAGGUCACAGAGAGUCUCUGGUAGGCAGAUGUGGGAAUUAUUGGUUGUAAUUUCAUGAAUUUUUAAGUUUUCCCUCCCUGAGAAGCAUAACUGUGAUAGAUACAGCUUUGAGGGUGGUAGCUGUCAUCAUGCAGGACACCAGUGGCUCUACUCAGUACCAUGUCAGAUGGUUGCAUUCAGCUCCAUUAGGAAAUACAUCAUCUAAUUACACUCCUCCAGAUUUCUGGUGUGGUCUUAAAGCACUGUGAGCUUUGUGAGAAAUUUAUUAUGAAAGGUAAUGAGAGUUACUGACUACGUAUUGGUAAAAGAGUGGACUUGGUUUUCAUCAUUUGUGGAUUUUUCUCUUCUUUAAUAGGUACAGAAAACUCUGUGUUUGAAAUUACGCCUUUAAAAAUGUUACGCCUGAUGAGUCAACUAUACUUGCCGUUUACGUACUUCUGGUAAUCACAUUUUUACUUCACUUCCCCAUUUCACACAGUUUUCUCUUUCACUGUUCACUCGUGGCUUGAGCUGCGUUGUACGGGGAAAAUAUAGCAACAAAAGCAGAAAUUCUUUUUCUUCACAAAAUUAUUGUGAUGAUAACUGAUGGUGCUGCAGUAGGAUUAAUUAAGAUCGCAGAGAAUCUGAAAAAUAACUGAACUUUUCCUGAAGACGUGUGACUGAGGAUGACUGUGCUGAAUUUUGUUCCUCUUUCCUCGAAACAAAGUUUUAAUCUGUCAGAUACUGAACAAAAAAAAGUAAUUAUGUUUGGACUUAUUUUUUUCACUUUAUUCACCUCUGGAGUCAGUGAAUUUCUUUGUGCAUCGUCAGAUCUUGAAAUAUCAUAUACUUUUUGUGAUUCUACAGCUCAUGCUUUCAUGUUUAAUUUGACACCUUGCAGCAUCAUGAAAACAGAUGUCUGGAAGGCUACUAUUAACUGGAUUCCAAGAAGUGACAUCACCUUUUUGAAGAUUGUCUUCCAUGUCUGGUACGACGGUGCCAGAGUGCUUCACUGGAAACAGCUCCUGUGCAGCGGAACUGACGAUGAAUACUCAGUGUGUAAAAUGCUGAAAGGAGAAACACUUGUAGAAGAAUUUGACAUUAAAGGUUCAAGAACAUCAUUUCCAAAGGGCAAUUAUAGUAUUAUUAUACAAGGAUUCUCUGAUGAUUCUGAGAAUAAUAUGGCCAUAUGCUUGAAUUUCACCAUGAUAGUAAAAGAAGAUGUUUUCUGAUUGAGUGCAACAAACUUUUCAAAUAAUUCGAGAACACUGAGGUCACUUCUGCAAGCAACUGGAAUCCAAGCUGCAAAGUAAUAAGCAAACUAAAUAUCCUGAAGUGGAAUACAUCUUAUGUUGUCUGGAAAGCUAUAUGAUAUACAAUCUUACUCAUUUAUAGCACUGCUGUAAUCAAAUGCUCAGCCAAUGUGCACAAAUUCUCCAGGUAUCAGGCAUUCUGAUUAAUCCACAGCAUAACCCUGACCAGAUGUCAGGCUGAGGACUGCAUUUUUCUGCUAUGCUUUGAGUUAUGAUACAGUCAAAUUCUUCAGACUGAGCUAAACUAAUCAAGAAGUUUUGAAGUUUUGAAGUGCAAGAAUCAGAAGUUCACCAGUACUCAAUUGAAAACACAGCAAUUGAAUUUUGGAACCGUGCCAUAAGUUGUUGCGUUUUUUUUUCUUUUAACAGUAAAACUUGUUUGUAC
Molecule: messenger RNA, 7899 nt
Organism: Myiozetetes cayanensis
Lineage: Eukaryota; Metazoa; Chordata; Aves; Passeriformes; Tyrannidae
Gene: LY96
Product: lymphocyte antigen 96
Exons: 5
Coding region: 6888-7433 (181 amino acids)
Biological process (GO): toll-like receptor 4 signaling pathway; innate immune response; positive regulation of lipopolysaccharide-mediated signaling pathway
Cellular component (GO): lipopolysaccharide receptor complex
Molecular function (GO): Toll-like receptor 4 binding; lipopolysaccharide binding; lipopolysaccharide immune receptor activity
Source: RefSeq, a predicted model, not a curated record